UCCCUCCUCCCCGUCUAGGAGCGGGCCUGACCUCUGACAGAGCGCCGCUUUCCGGCUCGCGAACACGGAAGCAGCAUGGCGUCAAACACCGACAUCUCCGAGCACCAGAGAAGCGCGCGGCGAAGACUCCGAAUUAUAGCCGGCCAUCUGCAGAGAAGCGAGCAAGAUGGAGCCGCGGCGCUUUCGGCGCAAGAGUGUAAAGCCGAGACGCCCCGGCCGAGCGCUGCUAAAGGGACCGCUGUGCCGAAGCGGAGGCAAGAAAUAAUGAAGUGGAAUGGCUGGGGUUACAGUGAUUCCCGGUUUCUCUUUAACAAGAAAGGACAGGCGGAGUUUACUGGCAGAAGGUAUCGGCUGAGUGGUCUGAUUCUUCCCAGUCUGAAGGACUGGUUUGAGGGUACAUUUGGUGCCAACCUACAACAUAAAACCCCAGCUACAGCCAGUUUGAGCGUAAGCGCGGUCCCGCCCCCGAACCUGAACGAACUGCUUGUGGAGGAGCUGAAGGCUGCCGGCGUGGCCCUGUCAUCUAACCCAGAGGACAGAGUGUUCCGCUCUCAUGGUCACUGCCUACAUGAGAUCUUUGCCCUGAGGGAGGGAAGAAUUGGAAGAAUACCAGACAUGGUGGUUUGGCCAAGCUGUCACGAUGAUGUAGUGAAGAUUGUGGAGCUGGCCUCCAAGCACAAUGUGUGUUUGAUACCAUAUGGAGGUGGGACGAGUGUGUCCAGCGCUCUAGAGUGCCCUCCAGAGGAAACACGAUCCAUUGUCUCUAUAGACACUUCUCAGAUGAACCGAAUAUUGUGGAUUGAUGAGAAAAACCUAACAGCCCAUGUAGAGGCUGGCAUCAUUGGCCAGGACCUGGAAAGGCAGCUGAAUGAGAGUGGCUAUUGCACUGGACAUGAGCCGGACUCUAUGGAAUUCAGUACUCUCGGAGGCUGGGUGGCUACACGUGCAUCAGGCAUGAAGAAAAACAUCUAUGGCAACAUUGAAGACCUGGUGGUACAUAUAAAGAUGGCGACCCCUAGAGGUGUGAUUGAGAAGAGCUGCCAGGGUCCACGAAUGUCUACAGGACCAGACAUCCACCAUUUCAUCCUCGGCUCUGAAGGCACACUGGGUGUGGUCACCGAGGUUACGAUGAAGAUCCGUCCAAUCCCUGAGUAUCAGAAAUACGGCUCUAUCGUCUUCCCAAACUUCCAGCAGGGCGUGGCCUGUCUGCGAGAGGUUGCUAAACAGAGAUGUGCUCCAGCUUCUAUUCGACUAAUGGACAACGAGCAGUUCCAGUUUGGUCACGCUCUCAAGCCUCAAGUAUCCUCCAUCUUCACCUCGUUUUUGGAUGGGCUGAAAAAAUUUUACAUCACAAAGUUUAAAGGCUUUGAUCCCCAUCACCUGUGUGUGGCCACUCUGCUGUUUGAAGGAGAUCGGGAGAAGGUGUUGCAGCAUGAGAAACAGGUUUACGACAUUGCCGCCAAAUUUGGGGGCCUGGCAGCAGGUGAGGAUAAUGGACAGAGAGGAUACAUGCUCACCUUUGUCAUCGCUUACCUUCGGGAUUUGGGGAUGGAUUACUAUGUGAUAGGCGAGUCGUUUGAGACGUCAGUGCCUUGGGACAGAGUUCUGGACUUGUGCAGAAAUGUAAAGGAGAGGAUAGUGCGGGAGUGUAAAGACAGAGGAGUGCAGUUUCCACCGCUGUCUACAUGCAGAGUAACACAGACGUAUGAUGCUGGUGCCUGUGUGUAUUUCUACUUUGCCUUCAACUAUAGAGGUCUCAGCGAGCCAAUCCAUGUCUAUGAGCAAGUGGAGCAUGCAGCCCGAGAGGAAAUUCUAGCCAAUGGAGGAAGCCUGAGUCACCAUCAUGGAGUGGGCAAGCUGCGGAAGGAGUGGAUGAGAGAGUCUGUAUCGAGCGUGGGUCUGGGUAUGCUGAAGGCCGUAAAGGACUAUGUCGACCCCAACAACAUAUUUGGCAACAGAAACCUCCUGUAACACCACGUUAAUCAACCUACUCCCUUUUUUUCUAAUCACAUAUAGUUCUUUUGGAAUUAAAGCAUAAUACAUGCUAAUUUUUAUGUAUGCAAAACAAGCAGUGAUUUAUUUUCAGCUUUUGAUCAAUAUCUAAUUCUUAUUCCGAAAACUUACCACACAACUCGGCACAAGUCUACACACUUCCCACCCUCUGUGUUUUUCCCCUUCUCACUUUCCGCCCCCUUCUUCACGUUCCAUUUAUACUGGCGGUGAGAAAGUUGAAAGUUCACACAUGAUGCCUGAUGAGUUCACUUCUUUGAUCGAGUUUCACAAAUCCAUCGACUGCCAAUGAGAAGUUGUCUUUCACAGAAAGAUAGGUCAAAGAAAUUGACUAUGAAACACUCAUUAUGUAAACAUGAAGUUUGUUUACCCGCUUCCCUGUUGAACUCAUUUUUCAUUUCUCGCUAAAGUUGCCAACUUUGGCUUGAUCUAACUUUUGAUAUAUUAAAUGAAUUUAUGUUCCUGUGUA
Silurus meridionalis is the source of this 2479-nucleotide messenger RNA. It is a transcript of the gene agps, whose product is annotated as alkylglycerone phosphate synthase. The transcript is spliced from 20 exons. Lineage: Eukaryota; Metazoa; Chordata; Actinopteri; Siluriformes; Siluridae. The coding region runs from base 76 to 1971 and encodes 631 amino acids. The record is from RefSeq and is a predicted model, not a curated record. Gene Ontology annotation, biological process: lipid biosynthetic process. Gene Ontology annotation, molecular function: FAD binding; alkylglycerone-phosphate synthase activity.